This is a messenger RNA of Trichophyton benhamiae CBS 112371, 945 nucleotides long. RefSeq lists its product as uncharacterized. The record is from RefSeq and is a predicted model, not a curated record. Lineage: Eukaryota; Fungi; Ascomycota; Eurotiomycetes; Onygenales; Arthrodermataceae. Bases 1 to 945 code for a protein of 314 amino acids. Gene Ontology annotation, cellular component: nucleolus. The transcript is spliced from 2 exons.
AUGGGUACAGGCAAAAAGGAGGCGUCUCGACGAGAGCGCCAGGGUAAGAGUAAUGAUGGGAUGGGCAAUGUUCGAACCAAGGGCGAAAAUUUCUACAGAGAUGCGAAAAAAGUGAAGACCCUUAAUAUGUUUAAGGAUGGAAAGGCCCAAAGGAACGCAUCUGGAAAAAUCACCAAAGCCGCAUCAUACCAGUCUCGAGAUAAGCCAAGUGCCCGGAUAGAACCGAACAGAAAGUGGUUCGGGAAUACUCGAGUCAUUUCUCAAGAAGCUCUGAGCUCCUUCCGAGAGGCUGUUGCUGAAAAGGCAGCUGAUCCCUAUCAAGUAUUGUUAAAAACCAAUAAACUCCCAAUGAGUCUUAUUCAGGACGGCCAUGCACCAAAUGGCCUGAAGCAGCACAAGGCUAAGAUUGCCGUUGAAAAUGCCCCAUUCAGUGACACGUUUGGGCCCAAGGCACAGAGAAAGCGUGUUAAGCUCAGUGUCGAUACUCUUGAGGGCCUCGCCGGGGAGACAGUAAAGAUGCAUGACAGCUAUUUGGAUCGCUUAGAGCAGGCAAAACUGCUCAGCGGUACAUCAGGCGAUGCCAAUGCUGAUACCAACGGUGAUGAUGCAGAACUCACCGCUGCCAGAGAACCGAUCUUCUCAAAGGGACAGAGUAAACGGAUCUGGAAUGAACUGUACAAAGUCAUUGACUCCUCAGACGUUAUUGUCCAUGCUUUGGAUGCCAGAGAUCCCGAAGGCACUCGGUGUAGAAGUGUCGAGAAAUAUAUCCAGGAAGAAGCGCCACACAAACAUUUGAUAUUUGUUCUAAACAAGUGUGACUUGGUGCCAACAGGCGUUGCUGUAAGUUUAUACACCUUCCGCAUUAUCCCUUUAAAAUAUCACCUUCAGCCCCAGAACCGCUCAAAUUAUGCCAUCGCGUUUGUCAAGGCUGCUUCCAGUGCAUAA